Messenger RNA from Capsaspora owczarzaki ATCC 30864, 2736 nucleotides. RefSeq lists its product as hypothetical. The record is from RefSeq and is a predicted model, not a curated record. Gene Ontology annotation, cellular component: endoplasmic reticulum membrane. Gene Ontology annotation, biological process: regulation of proteasomal ubiquitin-dependent protein catabolic process; protein K69-linked ufmylation; response to endoplasmic reticulum stress. Gene Ontology annotation, molecular function: UFM1 ligase activity. NCBI's taxonomy places the organism in Eukaryota, Filasterea, Ministeriida, Capsasporidae. The coding region runs from base 26 to 2578 and encodes 850 amino acids. The transcript is spliced from 11 exons.
CCCUGUUUGAUCUCUUUUCACGAAAAUGGACGAAAUCCGUCGUCUUCAGGAAGAGUUCCAACGCGCGCAGCAAUCAACCUCCGUGAGCCGGCUGUCCGAGCGCAGCGUCGUCGAGAUUGUCAUGAAGCUGACCGAGCUCAGUCUCAUCGACGUUCUGUUCACGGCGGACGGCAAGGAGUACAUUACGCCGUCGCAUCUGCAGAAGGAAGUCCGCGACGAGCUCUACGUGCGCGGCGGUCGCAUCGCCUUGGUCGAGUUGCCGCACUUGCUCAACGUCGAUCUCACCCACAUCGAGGCACGCGUUCAGGGCAUCAUUGCCGCCGAGCCGCACAUCCAACUUGUCGCUGGAGAGCUCAUUGAAAGCCGAUAUCUCGAUGGCGUUGCACAAGAGAUCAACGAAUACCUCCAAGCGAUUGGGCAGAUCACUGUCGCUGAUAUGUGCAAGCGCUUCAAUCUGCCAGUCGAGUUGCUGCAGCUGGAAAUCGAGAGACGACUGGGCUCGCAGAUUCAUGGUCAGCUGGAUGCCCAGGACCGUGGCGUCGUGUUUACGCAGGCGUUUGUGGCUCGCCAGACUGCGGCCAUCCGCGGAGCGUUCACUGGCAUCACUCGUCCCACGCCCGUGACUCAAGUCUUGUCCGCUUACAAGUUCCCAGAGCGUAUCUUUUACGUCGUUGUGGCCCGCUUGGUUGAAACCAAGCAACUUGCGGGCAGCUUGCAAGGCCGAAACGAGCGCGCUGUCUACUUCCCCGACGUCUUUUCGCGUACCCAGCAUCACUUUGCUGAGCAGUUCUUUGCUCAGAACAACUACAUUGAUCACGACACAUUGAAGCGCAUUGAAAUUUCGGAUCCUCGCACGUUCUGUGCAACUCAGCUGAGCAACGCAGUCCCCUUGGUGUCUGUGCACGUGAAUCAGUCAGUGAUUGAUCAUGUCAACAACUCAAUUGUCGAGCUGGUCGAGACUGCCGCGCAAUCUCCCAAAGACGCCUUUCUCGACAUUUCGCCUCUCAUCCCUGCUCCUUGCUCCGUGGCCGAUGCAACGGUCAUUCUUGAAAAGUGCUCCAGCUUGAGUGAAAACAGCGACACGCUUCGUGUUCUCGCAGACACGUUUGCAGUUUCGAAACACUUUCUGGAAUUUUGUUCGGGUCUUUUGACCAAGUUCCUGGAUGGCAAAGCGCACCAUGCUCCCUCCAUUUUGGCCCUCGCCGCACCUUCAACUCACGUGCUUGAGGGUGCUGAAGACGAUGCCUCCGCAGUCCCAGCCACCAUUAUCAACACUGGCAAAAAGGCACCUGCCGCAUCCGCUCCUUCCGCGAAAGGAAAGGGCAAGCGUGGUGCCGCUGCAUCCUCGACCGCAGGCAAGGCUACUGGAGACGCUGCUGCGGUCAGCGAGCCCUUCGAUGAGGCCGAGGUGUUGAUUCAGCUGCAGCUAAACCUCCGCCACUGCGAGGACGCGCUUCUGGAGCAAGUGGCCCAUGCUUUGAUGCCGUCGCUUUUGGCGCAGUACCACGAGUUCUUGAAGCAAGUUUUUAUUGUCAAGACUGCGGAGUUGGAGGCACAGCAGCAGCAGCAGCAGCAACAACAACAACAACAACAACAACAUCAACAUCGUCAUCAACAGCAGCAGCAGCAGCAGUCAAGCAGUUCUGUGGACACGCACACACCCAGUGCAGGUGCUUUGGGUGACUUUGAUUCCGUUCUUCAGUUCACGCUUCAGCACAUUCGAUUGUUUGAAGCUGGCAUUCGAUACUUUGAUGCUGCAGCGGCAGGCAUCCUGAGCAAGCAUCUGCUCAAGACCCAUUGCACAGAGCUGGUGAAUUUGAUUACUUUGCGAGCUGCUGGCAAGCCGUUCGACGCGGAGGCGGCGGCAGCUCUAACGCCCGAGGCACGAGCAGCCCUUGCAAAGUCGGCGUCUCCAGCAGCCCAAACCGCUCUCAAGCGCUUGAAUGAAACUUUGAAUGGAUCUUCUGUCCCAGCGUUCCUCGAGAACAUUGCCGAAGCUGCAGAGGCAUGCGAGUACUUUAUCAAAAAGCAAGACAAGCGAGGAAGCGUUCGCAGGCAAGUCGCGGCCGAGUAUCUUGCCGUGCUCGAGCAGCGCCUUCGGGCCGCGGACGAUCCGGCUUUGGUCUUGCACUUGGCCGUGGUCAUUCUGUUUAGCCACACUGCCCAAGCCCUCUUGCAUGCUCCUGGUCGUGCCGUCCCGCAAAUUAUCACCUGGCUGGGAAAGCACCUCCAGGGCAUGCCCGAUACGGCUGCUGCAUCGGUCGCCGAAGCAUCCAAGAAGGGCGACGACACUCGCGGAAAAAAACGCGACAAGAAGAAUGCCGAUCGCGAGGAAGCAUCCAGUGCAGCUGCGUCGGGGUCUGAUGCUGCGGCUGCUCCACCUGCCGGGUUCCGUCUGUCGAAGGACGAUUAUGCCAAUGUUCUCGCGUACCAAAAGCUCGUGAUUGACUUGAUCAAGAGCGAGGGCUCCUCCGAGGGCAAAACUUCAGCGGGUAUCAUUCGAAAUGACUUGAUGAGCGGCAUGCAAGCCAUCAAGGAGCUCGCGCCACCUUCCUCGCAGCUGGAAUGGUCGGACUAGCUCAUGCAUCCGAGCGUGUGAUUUUGAGCACGCGUUGACUUGAAGUCCACAUCGAGCGCCAAAUCGAAAGGCAAUUUGACGAAACUGUUGUUUUGGUGUUGUGUUUUUUUGUUUCUUUCUUUUACAACUUUACAACAACAACAACAACAACAAAAAAA